This is a messenger RNA of Adineta ricciae, 762 nucleotides long. The record is from the annotation of a GenBank genome assembly. Lineage: Eukaryota; Metazoa; Rotifera; Eurotatoria; Adinetida; Adinetidae.
AUGUCUUUACUACCACACCCGGGUCGGACCAAUAUACUGCAACAUCACAUAGACAUAGAACCGGGCAAUAAACCACGCAAUUCUGUGCCAUGCCGCUAUGCAGCGGCUCGUCGUAAACGCCGAAAAAAAGAUGGCACCGUGCGUUUUUGUAUUGAUUAUCGAAAAUUAAAUGAAAUCACCAUACGUGAUGCAUACCCACUUCCGCGAAUCGACGACAUCUUGAACACUCUUCAGCAUGCUCAAUUUCUUUCAACUCUGGAUCUUCGUUUUGGCUACUGGCAAGUAGAAAUGGACAAAGAAAGCAAACCCCUUAUAGCAUUCGUUACGGACAAAGGGCUAUUCGAAUGUACGGUCAUGUCUUUCGGUCUAACUAAUGCACCAGCCACACUCCAACGGCUGAUGGUCAUUGUUCUAGGAGGACUUAAGUGGGAAUGUUGCCUACACCUCCAAGAUCUUCAAAAAGCUUUCCUCGCUCUAGCUGACGCUAACAUAACACUUAAAUCUUCGAAAUGCAAUUUUUGUCGACCAAAAAUGAAGUAUCUUGGACAUAUCAUCGCACCUGGUGGUAUCAAAUCUGAUUCGGAUCUGAUAUCUACGGUGACUAAAUUCACCCAACCCACGAAAACCAAAGAAGUACAAGCAUUCCUUGGUCUCACUGGUUAUUACCGACGCUUUAUAGAGAAUUACGCUAAAAUCGUUGAACCUUUAAUCAAAUUACUACGGACGACUCAAUCAACCACACUUCGUUCUUCUUUACCCUGA